AGGCACUUGGCCCAAGAGGGUGCCCCUUCACGCGCCGGCAGCAGGCGCAUGUGUCCGGGCCAAGCCGAUGGCGUCCUUCUUCGACAAGCUCAUUGCGCGCGUGAAGGCUGCAGACUCGCUGUUGUGUGUCGGGCUAGAUCCGCACAGGUCGGAGCUGCAGGAGGACUCGGCAGAGGGCGCCCUCGAGUUCUGCAGGCGGCUCAUCGAGGAGACCAAGGAGGUGGCCGCCGCGUACAAGCCCAACGCCGCGUUUUUCGAGGCCUACGGGAGCCCGGGCGCUGUGGCGCUGGAGCGGGUGCUGGAGCUGAUCCCGAAGGACAUCCCGGUCGUGCUGGACGCCAAGCGAGGCGACAUCGGGACGACCAGCGAGGCCUACGCGCAGGGCGCCUUCUCCACCCUCGGCUGCGACUGCGUGACGGUCAGCCCGUACCUCGGGGGCGACGGGGUGCCCCACCCGGGGGGGGGCGAGCACGCCGAGGGCGGAGGAGGGGGAGGAGGAGGGGGAGGAGGAUUAGGUUAG
This is a messenger RNA of Prorocentrum cordatum, 520 nucleotides long. The record is from the annotation of a GenBank genome assembly. NCBI's taxonomy places the organism in Eukaryota, Dinophyceae, Prorocentrales, Prorocentraceae.